This is a messenger RNA of Lactuca saligna, 339 nucleotides long. Lineage: Eukaryota; Viridiplantae; Streptophyta; Magnoliopsida; Asterales; Asteraceae. The record is from the annotation of a GenBank genome assembly.
AUGACAGUUCCAAAAUUCGUGGUGGAUGAUGCUACGAUAUUACCAAUGGUUACUCAAACUUCUGAUUUGAUGCUCAAGUUAGUCGAUCAUAUGCAUCAAUUGCUGAUUCAAUAUCUUGCUUUAAUGGAUUGCACUCAAACUGGUAUUCUUCCACCAAAGGCUACAUCUAAUGGCAUUGAAGGAAAAUGGGUACUUAAAAGAACAAAGAAACCUGCUAUGAAACCAUCUGAAUCUAAAACCACACAACCCACUAAAGAGCUUAUAGUCGAAACUGUUGAGCCAAUAGCUGAGAAAGUUCCUAUUGAGAUUAUUGCUUCUAUUGAAGAAACACUUACAUAA